Molecule: messenger RNA, 5031 nt
Organism: Pelobates cultripes (western spadefoot toad)
Lineage: Eukaryota; Metazoa; Chordata; Amphibia; Anura; Pelobatidae
Source: the annotation of a GenBank genome assembly
CAUCACCGGUCCUCACACAAAGAAUGAUCCUAGAAAGUAUUUAAAGUGGUCAGUGACAGCCUCCUUCAAACAGACCACUUCUCUCUUUAGAACAGCACCAGAUAGAACGAGACAUGUUAUUCCUCAUUGUCCUCACUUUGCUGGCUCAGGCUUUCGCUCAUCUUGAAAAUGGUGAGUAUCUUUAACACAUCUCAUAUAAUAAAUAUUCUAAAGUAGAAGGCAGGCAUGUAUGAAUAAUUAAUAUUUUUACAUACUGAUAUCCAGCUAGUAGUAUUUAUUGAUAAAUAUGUAUCGGAACUAGCACUAGUCACUAAAAAGCAGAAUAGCAACUCCCAUUAGUCUACUUUAUCACCGAUCUGUGCUAUUUUACAGUUAUCUACAAUAUCCCGUUCGGGAUAUAUAAGCAAAAAAUAAAAGAGAACACAAUUAUGAGUGCUCUUUUCUUCUUUUUUUUUGUUUUUAUAAAUAUAUAUAAAUAUAUAAACCAAAAAAAUGAGAGCACUCACUGGGAUUUGCCAAAAUAAAGAAACGACCUCUCAGGGUUUUAUCAAGAUCUUAAUAAAGUUUAUUUUAUUUUGUGCACCUCAAUCAGUAAUGCAGGUCUGCCACUUGGAGAAAUGCAGUAUGGUGAUGUCUCCACAUAUACAUUCCAACCUGCAAACAAAUCUUGUACUAGUGUCUAACAUUCCAUAAUCAGAGAAGGCACUGUCCCCUUUCCCACCAACAUUCUCCCCAUGUGAUCGACUAGCUGGUGGUGCAUCAUCAUUAAUACUUGAGAAUACACAGAACUCCAUUGAUGCAUCUGGCUUCAUUGGGUCUUUUUGCACAUGCCUGAUAGUACUCUAUAAUUAGUAAAUGAAACAACAUAACUAAUGGGAAAUUUUUUAUGAUGAGUAUUUCUUUAUUAAAAACAUCCAAGUAUCAGGCAUGCUUUAAAUGUUUAAUUGAUUUUAGCUAUUAUUUCUCAAAUAAUAAUAAAGGUGCCAAGAACAACCAUCAGAAUGAGCCUCCUGCUGCUGAGCAAAUUGGUGCCUCAGGACACCAACUAUAUAAAUUCAAUGUCUCAGGAGCCACCAAGCAUCUAUUGAAUGUCAAAGGGAACCACUCACAUCAACUGGAUAUCUCAGAUGAACGCACACAUCAACUGAAUGUCUCAGGAACCCAUCUACGUCAACUCAAUGUCUCAGGUGUCCUCCCACAUCAAUUUAAUGUCUCAGGAGAACGCCCAUAUCGAUUCAAUCACUCAAGAGCCCAUCCACAUGGAAUCAAUGACUCAGGAGACCACCCACAUAAAAAUGUAUAUCAAGGCUUAAGUAAGAAUCAUAAAAGAGGCAAUAUAUUCCAUCCUAGACCUAUAAGAUCCAUACGUGGGGCACUGUUUGAGCAAGGAGAAGGUAGCAUGCAUCAUGUAACUGUGAGUAUAUCUUUAUUAAUGCCAGUUCUAAUUUUCCUGUAUAAUUUCACAAUAAUGUUAACAUUCGUUACAUCCAAGAUGGUUAAUUUAUGACUGUUUUCCUGGCACUGGAGAGUCUCUUUAACUAGAUAUUAGGUAAUACAUGAAAAGAAAUGGAAUACAUAAAUAAAUAUAUAUAGAUUGUUGCUCACCUACAAAGUUCCAGCAUUUUCAAUUAAAGCACUGAAAAUUGAAGCAGGCCAAUACUGCCCCAUUGAGAAUGGCCUCUGCAAUAUCCAACUCUCUAUGGAACAUUGUCAAAGUGAACUAAGUUGCAGUUCAUAUGACAGAGGAAAACAGCAGGAGAGAAUUGUAAGAUAUCAUAAUGAUACAAUGUUUAUUAAUAUUGCUGCAGCAAAGUUCGGGCAAACCUAAUGUCGACGAUCUCAGCAGACCUCUAACCUUUACACAUCAUGUCUUUGGCUUCCAUGGAAGAAAGAAGCCAACUGAAAACGCCACUCAUUAUAGACACAAGCAAAAUAACUGGUAUGUCGGAUCUUUUUAACCCCUUAAGGACUGAGCCAAAUGUACACGUUGUGAUCAAAACAAAACGUAAACAAAACCUGGCAUUUGCGCUACAUGUCUGUUCAGGGCUUUCAUUUCACAUCAAAUAUUUAGGUAUGAAACAUAAUUUAAUAUGAAUAAAAUAUUAAAAUAAUGGGAGAAAACAAGAAUUUGUUUUAUUUUUUUUGUUCUACGUGACAUUUUAACUGUAAAUGUCAUAAUACUGUUUCCUUUAACUGCAAUAAAAUACACAUAUAUUUGUAUUCAGCGAUGUCUCACGUGUAAAACAGUACCCCCUAUGUACAGGUUUUAUGGAGUUUUGGGAAGUUGCAGGGUCAAAUAUAGCAUGUUACAUUUUUCAGGUUUUUCACAUUGAAAUUCGCAAGAUUUGUAACGCCGCCUUUGAGACUGUAUGGUAGCCCAGGAAUGAGAAUUACCCCUAUGAUGGCAUACCAUUUGCAAAAGUAGACAACCCAAGGAAUUGCAAAUGGGGUAUGUCCAGUCUUUUUUAGUAGCCACUUAGUCACAAACACUGGCCAAAUUUAACGUUAAUAUUUGUUUGUGUGUGAAAAAUGAAAAAAACUAAUUUGAACGCCGAUUUUGACCAGUGUUUGUGACUCAGUGGCUACUAAAAAAGACCGGACAUACCCCAUUUGCAAUACCUUUGGUUGUCUGCUAUUGCAAAUGGUAUUCCAUCACGGUGAUAAUUUUCAUUCCUGAGCUACCACACAGUCUCAAAGGCAACGGUCUCUGGCGUAUUUCAAUGGGAAAAAACUGAAACACAGGUCUUAUAUUUGACUCUGUAACUUUUGAAAACAGCAUAAAACCUUUACAUGAGUGGUACUGUUAUACUCGGGGGAAAUUCGCUGAACACAAAUAUUAGUGUUUCAAAAAAGUAAAACGUAUCACAACAAUUAUAUCGCCAUUGUAAGUGCCAUUUGUGUGUGAAAAAUGCAAAAAAUUUCACUUUCACUGACAAUAUCAUCAUUGUAAUACAUUUUACUGUUUUGAAACACUAAUAUUUGUGUUCAGCAAAGCCUUCCGAGUAAAACAGUACCCCCCAUGUACAGGUUUUAUGGUGUCUUGGAAAGUUAAAGGGUCAAAUAUAGUGCUAGCAAAUUAAAUUCCCUGAACUUUUGGCAUGGGUUGUCAGGCAGGUCCCGCAAAUUGUAAUUAAUUAAGAUACCUAAUUAUGUAAAAUUAUUACAUAAAUAUAUACGUAGAAUUAUUAUGUAUAUAUACGUGUGUAUGUAUAUAUAUAUAUGUGUAUAUAUAUAUAUAUAUAUAUAAUUUUUUUAUUAUUUCUUUUUAUAUAUACGUACAUAUAUUUAUAUAUAGUGAUAUAUACGUAAAUACUUAUGUAUAUAGAUAUAUAUAUAUAUAUUAUUUCAUUCUAUGUGUAUUUUGAUAUCAAUAUAUAUAUAUAUUAAUAUCAAAAUACAGUUAGAAUGAAAUUACACACAUAUGUAUAUAUAUUUUUAUUUAUUUUUUUGUUGUUAUUUUUUUACAUAUUUACAUAUUUAUGUAUUUACUAUUAUAUAUAAAUAUAUAUAUAAUUAUAAUUAUAUAUAUAUUUAAUCAAUAUCAUUCUACGUGUAUUUUAAUAUUAGUUUAUUUAUAUGAUUAUAUAUAUAUAUUAAUAUUAAAAUACACUUAGUGUAUGUGUAUAUAUAUAUACUUAGAUCAUAGAUAUAAUAAAUAUAUAUAUGAUCUAAGUAUAUAUAAUUUUAUUUUAAUCAGGCACUCCCCCUGCUGGCACUGCUAUGGACGGCUAUUCUGUCCAUGUGAUCGUGAGAUCCUCGUAAGGACCUCGCGAUCACAUGGCCCAGGGGGGCCGAAGAGGAAGGAGGGGGACUCCCUGGGAUGCCACCGGGUAAGUACAUAGGACAUAGCACGUCCGCAGUCCUUAAGGGAUUAAAUGAUCAACUUUACUCAAAAUGUAUCAACAAAAUAAAUAGUAAAAAUACUGAAAACAAACCACCUGAAGAUGCAGUAAACACAGAAAUAUAGAGUGUAUAGAGAUACAGUUACUCAGAUAUUAAGUCAAGCCACAAACUAAUGUAGUCACUAAAUUAGGAAGUGUAACAUGGAAAUUGCAUAUUAUAUUCCAAAAUAGCCCAUCUGGAAUGUAGAUGGUUAGAGAAAGAUUCCAGCUCAACUAAACUGGCAUACAUUGUACAAUGUCUCGCUCAUUGCUUAUUUGUGGUAGAGAGAAUAAACCUCAAUGUGCUUUAAAAGGAAACUAUAGUGCCAGGAAAACAAAGUUGUUUCCCUGGCAGUAUAGCUCCCUAUAGUGCCCCCCUCCCUCGUGCCCACCUCCCUUGUGGGGCAGAAGGGGUUAAAAACUGAUUCCAGCGCAAUAUCCCUUGGUACUGGUUCAGGCUCUGCCUCCACUCCUCCCCCACUGGCCGACAUACUGCGCAUGUGCGGCGAGCACCACACUUGCAUCAGGACUACUCCCAUAGGAAACCAUUGUAUAGCUCGAGGAUGUCCAGCAUCACUUAUCAGACCAGAAGUAGGAGGCCUGGAGGAGCUGGGUUAUAGAUUAAUGCAGGGAAGGAAGGGUCUGGAGAUUUAAUAUAUAUUUUAUGCCUAUUUGUUUAAAUAGAAAUGUAAGUUCUAAUAAAACUAUUGUUACAUUCUAUUCUUGUGAUUUCAGAAUGAAGAUGAAUACUAAAGGAAAAUGAAUGGAGUUACAAUCAAUGUUAGCGUCUCUUUGAUAUGAAAUUAAAUAAAAUGGUCAUCUUUAUAUUUUUCCAUUAAACUUUUUUAUUUCCCUAAUUUGAAGUGUUGGACUGCAGAGUUUUUCUAAUCAUUUAACAGCAAGUAGUUCUGUGCAUUUAUGAUUCAAAAUAAUCACCAGAAAUACUUAACGUUCAAUCUUGGCUGUAUAAGCCCCAUGGCUCUCCUCUGGGUUCCUCCUUUGCAAACCCUCCUAAACAGUAUGUAUAUAAAAACAAAGAUGGAUCCUAAGAAAACACAUUAAAAACAACCACAGUGUAGCAAUCUAACGAAAUAACUCCUGGUUCCAACAUGCAAUGCAUUCUAAACAUAGCUGGAUAUAUGCCCUUGAC